Jaminaea rosea is the source of this 1737-nucleotide messenger RNA. Its product is annotated as dimethylaniline monooxygenase. Lineage: Eukaryota; Fungi; Basidiomycota; Exobasidiomycetes; Microstromatales. The record is from RefSeq and is a predicted model, not a curated record. Gene Ontology annotation, molecular function: NADP binding; N,N-dimethylaniline monooxygenase activity; flavin adenine dinucleotide binding. The transcript is spliced from 4 exons. Bases 1 to 1737 code for a protein of 578 amino acids.
AUGGCCCAAUCCCUCAUCACCCGCCUAAACACGGCCUUCUCCAGCGGCUCCCCCCAACAAGUCGCAGCCCUCUUCAGGUCAGACGGGUACCUCAAGGACAUCCUCUGCCUCCAGUGGGACUAUCGUGCUCCUCAGACGCCGGGGAACAUUGAGAAGUUCCUGAAUGAGUGCGGGAUGAGCAAGGAGAAGACGAUCAAGAACUUCACGCUUGAGCCUGCUUCGGUGGCUGAUAAUGACUCGUUCCCUGGCGUGCCGUGGUUGAUGGGCUUCUUCACCUUUGAGACUAACGUAGGACGUGGUCGCGGUGUCUUCCGCUUGCACAAGGAUGGUAGUCAGCAGCCCAAGCUGCACGCCCUCUUCCUCGGUCUCGAAGAGCUCAAAGGCCACGAGGAGAAGAAGGGCUCUCUCCGUAUCCGGGGCACCGAGUACGGCGAAGAGCGAGGCAAGGCCACUUGGCAGGAGAAGCGUGAGCGCAAGAAGGAGUUCCUCGACGAGGAGCCCGCAGUCGCCAUCGUUGGGGCUGGUCAAUCCGGUCUGAUGCUCGCUUACCGUCUGGGCCAACUCGGAGUCCCUACGGUCAUCCUCGACCGUAAUCCGCGCAUCGGAGACAAUUGGCGUAAUCGCUACAAGUCCCUCGUGCUGCACGACCCAGUCCAUUACGACCAUAUGGCCGGUUUGCCCUUCCCUGCUCAUUGGCCCAUUUAUACGGCCAAGGAUAAGCUGGCGAACUGGUUCGAGUUCUACGCCGAGACUAUGGAGCUCAACGCGUGGAUGGGGACAUCCAUCGAUCGCACCUCCUUCGACGAGGCAAAGGGAGAGUGGACGGUCGAUGUCACGCGAGCUGACGGAAGUAAGCGUACCAUCCAUCCGAAGCACAUGUGUCUCGCCACGGGCCAUUCGGGAGAGAUGAACAAACCCACCUUCAAGGGGCAAGAGAACUUCAAGGGCCCCGUAGUCCAUUCUUCCGAGUUCACAUCCGGCGACAAAUACCAGGGCAAGCGUGCCCUCGUCGUCGGCGCCAACAACUCCGGGCAGGACCUCAGCGUCAAUCUUUGCGAGCACGGCUGGCAUGUCACGCAGCAGCAGCGAAGCAGUACGUACGUCAUGUCGGUGCGCGCCGUAGAGGAGGUGCUGCUCAAGGGACUGUACUCGGAGGAUGGGCCGCCCACGGAGGAUGCGGAUCUCAUCUUUAACUCGUCGCCGAACCCUAUGCAUCUGCCUGUGCAGAAGGUCGUAGCCGACAAGAUGGCUACGGGUAUCGACAAGGACAUCAUUGCCAAGCUGCAGAAGGCUGGGUUCAAUUGGGGCAAGGGAGUUGGGGAUGCCGGCUUCCUGUACUCGUACUACUCCAAGGGCGGCGGCUACUAUCUCGCCACGGGCUCAGAGGACUACAUCUCUGACGGCCGCAUCAAGAUGAAGCAAGGAGUCGAGAUCGACCACAUGACCUCAGACGGCGUCGUCUUCUCGGACGGCUCGGAGCUGCAAUGCGACCUCAUUGUCCUCGCUACGGGCUACCUCAACAUGCGCACUUCGGCGAUGAAGAUCCUAGGUGAGAAGGAAGGGUCCAAGUUCAAUCCGGUGUGGGGUCUGGACGAUGAAGGUGAGCUGCGCGUUGCGUGGCGACCGACGGGCCAUAGCAAUGGGUGGAUCCAGUGCGGGAACCUCGCGCUUAAUAGGUGGCAUUCGAAGAAGCUGGCGCUGCAGAUCAAGGCGAGGUUGGAGGGAAUUGCCCAGUGA